Molecule: messenger RNA, 1025 nt
Organism: Apis laboriosa (Himalayan honeybee)
Lineage: Eukaryota; Metazoa; Arthropoda; Insecta; Hymenoptera; Apidae
Product: flavin reductase (NADPH)
Exons: 5
Coding region: 319-924 (201 amino acids)
Source: RefSeq, a predicted model, not a curated record
UUCUUUAUCUAAUUUAUAGGCAAAAUAUUAAAUAUUGUAUAAUGUAUAUAUCAAUAGCAUAUAAAAAAAAUAUAACAGCAAUUUCAUAUUUAAAAUUUAUUAAAAACAACUGUUUAACAAAUAUCUUAACUGUGAAUUUAUAUGCAAAUCUUCCGAAAUAAGAUAAAAAUUUCUAAUAAAAAUGAUAUUAUUAUCUUGAUUUAAAAGAUUUUAAGAUUAGAAUUUUAAAUUCUAUAUAAAUAUGACAUAGCACUUUUAUGUAGUGAUUAUAAUUUUACGUAGUAGAAAUAGCGAAUUUAUUGUAAUAAUUGUAUCGCCAUGAAUCGAAUAGUGAUAUUUGGAGCUACGGGAAAUACAGGAUUAUGUGCUUUAAAUAGUGCUGUAAAUAAGGGAUUAAAUGUAAAGGUAUUUGUGAGAGAUGAAAACAAAGUUCCAAUGAAUUUAAAAGAUAAAAUUGAAAUAAUUAUUGGAGAUGUUACUAACAAAGAACAAGUUUCAAAUGCAAUAUCUAAUACUGAUGCAGUGGUUGUUGUGCUUGGUACACGAAAUGAUUUAAGUCCAACUACAACAUUGUCUACUGGUAUGAAAAAUAUAAUAGAUGCUAUGAAAAUACAUAAUGUAGAAGUAGUAUCUGUUUGUUUAUCUGCAUUUUUAUUUUACAAACCUGAAGCAGUGCCUAACAUAUUUAAAGAUUUAAAUGCAGAUCAUCAACGUAUGUUUGAUCUUCUUAAAGAAAGUCAAUUAAAAUGGAUUGCAAUAUUACCACCUCAUAUUGCAGAUGUACCAAAUUCAAAAUAUAUAGUGAAACAUGAUGAAUCUCCAGGUCGAGCUAUUUCCAAACAUGAUUUAGGUGCUUUUCUUAUUGAAAGUCUUCAACAAACAGAACAUUAUCAAAAAGUUUGUGGUAUUGCUAACACUGCAUAAUAACAAAAAAUAUAUUUUGUAAUUUAUAAAAAACUUAAAAGUAUUUUAUAAAAUUUUGUUUAUUUUUAAGAAUAUAAAAAAAUAAAUAAUAAAUUUAGAAA